ACUGAGAAAUAAGUCGCGAUCGCGAUCAGUGAGCCGACGAUACGGAUCUCCCGCCGUCGUCGCCGGUGCUUUACACGAAUUCGAUUCGCGAUCGGAUUAGGAAAAACUUCACACAUCUAAUUCGCGUCCUCGGUACCGUAAUAAGAGCCGAGAAGCCAUGGCAUUGAACGAUACGCGUAUAAAUAAUACAUAGCACAAAUGCGCGCGCGCGCGCGCGCUACAGAAGCUCGGAGAUAAAAGAAACGGAAAGAGAAGCCGAUAAGCGGCUCGCCGCGGGAGCGAAAGCGAUCGGGGAAGAACUGAGGCGAGAUAUCGAGCUCGGAUUACGGAUAAAUUCAUCGACGCACACUGCUGCAUUCGAGUGCUGGCCUUUAGCCGAUCGAGUGAUCGCGGCUGCGGGAGGGCUCUGUGAAAAGUUUUACAACGCCGCGAUGAGAUUCUCGUCGCUCUUGCUGCUGCUGCUGCUGGCUUCGGCUCCGGCGACUCGAGGAAAGUCCCUGCCUGACAAUUCCGUCGACGAUCCUGGCAUAAUAAGGAGAGCGGAUUGGGGCGCUAGGCAGCCAAAGGGCCCGCUGGCCCCGCUGGCCGUCGAGCCUCCGCCCUACGUGAUCGUUCACCACGCUGCCUCGGACACCUGCACGAGCAGAGCGAUCUGCCAAGCUAGGCUUCGAUCUUUCCAGGACUACCACAUGAAUACGAAAAAGUGGAGCGACAUCGGCUACAACUUCCUCGUCGGCGAGGACGGAAACGUUUACGAAGGUCGAGGUUGGGGAAAAGCCGGCGCCCACGCGAAAACUUACAACGACAAGAGCAUCGGCAUUUGCGUGAUCGGCAACUACGAGAAUCGGAGCCCCAACAGCGCCGCGACCGAGGCGGUAAAAAGCCUCAUUUCCCACGGAGUAUCCCUGGGCAAGAUCAACAAGGCCUAUUCGCUGAUUGGCCACAGGCAGGCCUCGCCGACCUCGUGUCCGGGCAACAAGCUUUACCAACUCGUUCAAACUUGGCCGAAUUGGGUGAAAAGCCCCUGAUGGCGCAAAAGACUAGACUGUUUAAUGAAACUAAUUCGAUGAUAAAUUCUGUCUUAUUUA
Nasonia vitripennis (jewel wasp) is the source of this 1088-nucleotide messenger RNA. Its product is annotated as peptidoglycan-recognition protein SC2. The record is from RefSeq and is a predicted model, not a curated record. NCBI's taxonomy places the organism in Eukaryota, Metazoa, Arthropoda, Insecta, Hymenoptera, Pteromalidae. Gene Ontology annotation, biological process: innate immune response; peptidoglycan catabolic process. The transcript has 4 exons. Gene Ontology annotation, molecular function: zinc ion binding; N-acetylmuramoyl-L-alanine amidase activity; peptidoglycan binding. Bases 432 to 1028 code for a protein of 198 amino acids.